Monomorium pharaonis (pharaoh ant) is the source of this 6436-nucleotide messenger RNA. RefSeq lists its product as uncharacterized. Bases 34 to 3597 code for a protein of 1187 amino acids. The record is from RefSeq and is a predicted model, not a curated record. NCBI's taxonomy places the organism in Eukaryota, Metazoa, Arthropoda, Insecta, Hymenoptera, Formicidae. The transcript is spliced from 15 exons.
UAUUCCCGCGGAUGUUUACGGCUGGCAUGUUAAAUGGCAAUGAACAUGGACGUGGCGCAGGCGUCCGAGGUGAUGAUCGACACUCGUCCCUCGACGUCGGCGGAUUUGCCACCCGACGACGCUAGUUCCUCGGGCGGGACCCACGGCGAGCUGUUGACGCGCGAGGGGCCCGUCGAUGACGCGCGACCGACGACGAGCAACGGGAACGGCGACACGGGGAAGAGGUGCAAGGAGACUGCGAGGAGUAUAUCGCAGGCGGACGAUAGUCCGCGCGCACUGCAGACCCCGUUGGCCUUCACCAUCGACUUCGGCGACAAGGAGGUGGACGCGGCGAGGUAUCAGAACCUGUUCGAGAGAUACAACGCCAGGCACAGGCGGAAUCUCUCUACGUCUAAGGUAGAAGUAAAAUCAAAGAAGCCGAACACUAUACUGUCUCCAAGCUUGGUGCAGAAGCAGAAAGUUCCUAGCACUCAUUCAGAGGGUUACUUUAGCAGCGAGGAUGAUACAAAGCGAAAAACUGACCAAUUAUCAGAAAGACUUAAACAAUUAGGUGUCAAGAAUCCUUCAAGAGCACAUUCUAGCACAAAACAAUCUAUAAAAGAACAAGUAGAUCCCUCUUGUCAAAAUGAACAGUAUUUAAUGACAAGAUCUUGCGAUGAUGAAUUACGUUACAGCAAACUUCCAUCUCAAGGCCUCUCUUUAGAACUUGAAACCAACGAAAACGUAUAUUGGACAUCCCAAAGGUCUGCGACGAUAAACGAUUUAAGUCGCAUUCAGAUGAACAAUUACGAUGACGAAAAUGAAAAGCGAUAUACGAAAAACAUAGAGUAUAUCGACGUUAAUCACGAGUGCAAGGAGGUAAACAAUGUAGAGGAGGACAACAAAGUGUCCAACAUGAAUUAUCUCACCGAUGAUUUCAAUGUAAAGAAUACGAAUGAGAGGGAGAACAGUUUGUCGAGCGAUCAGAGAGACCAAUUGGUUAAUUACGCAAUGGAUCUAAACGCGGAUAAUGUCACGGAUGCUAAUCUAGAUGUAUUUAACGUCAGCAACAUCGACGCCAGUUCCGACGGUGCAGUGAGCGAGGCUGGGACAUACACGAUUCAUAAGGACUAUACUGAUGAGGAGAAAGCGAGAAUGGAUAUCGACAAAGUUUUCAGUGUUGGUGUUUUAACUGAGGAUGAAAGCAAUGAGGCAUACGUUCACAAUUUUAAGAUGAGCAUUUCGCGCGAUAAUAAUGCAUGGAUAUCUGAAUGGGCCACUCAAGUGGCGGAACAUAACUCUCUACCUCCGAUAAUAGGCGGCUCGACGAGUCGUACGCCGCCUCUGAGUCCCACCAAGAUACCAUCUCCAAUUCAUGCCAGAUCUCAACGAAUGGCACGUAAUCGCUAUGAACAAUCGCCUGAUAGUAAUCUAGACGCGGACUCGUAUAUACGAAUAAAAGAAAGGCUCGGUUUAGUUUCAAAUCAGCAUCAAAUUAUAGACUCUGGUGGAGAAUCCGAUGAAGACACCAGUAACAGUUACAAUACGCCGCCUAACAGCUCACAACGUACGCCUGUACAUAGUACCGUAGUUAGACGUGGCAGCUUAUCCGAGUCAUUGUUUCGGCGAGCAAACAACAAUGAAAAUAGGCGAAGCGUCCGAAAAUACUUAAGUUCAACUAAAUCAAAGACUGCUGAUACCAAUGUAGAAUUAUUGAAAAGCCCGUCCCAAAUCGUGUCACCUCUCCACUUUGAGAGAAGAAGUAGCUCUCUAGAUAGGAAAGAAUAUGCUUCUGAUACAAUAGAAUCUAAUACGUCCAAAAGAAAUAGCGCAAAGUACAAGGAAGAUUUUAAACAUACAAAUAGUCCUAUUUUAAGUCGUCUUAGACCACCUACACCAAAAUUGACUAAUAGUCCGAUUGUUAGCCGUAAGGCUACUACAACGAAGAUUCUCAGUUCUCCUAUGUUGGAAAGACCUAAGCAUUUAGCAAAAUCGUCACAAGUGAAAAAUAUUGGAUAUUUUACAUGCAUCGAAAAUAGUCCGUACAUGCUGAGAAAAUCUAACAGCACUACAAACUAUCAUGAAGGGGUUAGUUAUUUUGAUAAAGAUUUGGCUAUUAAAGCUGGCAUGCUGCAAAACAGUCCAGAGCUUCAACGGCAUCUCAAUAUACAAAGGUCAUCGAGUAACGCGAGUAUUAGAAACAUGAAGUCGCAAAAUCUUGUGUCGCGUCACAGCAGUUUCAAUAAUAGCGACAUUGAUAGAAUAUCGUCGAAAGGAAAAUAUGCCUCUGUUGUUGCCUCCGAUAGUAGUAGCGAAACUGGUGAACAAGAAAGACAAAGAAAAUCUCCUCUGACGCCAAUCUCAUCUGGAAUUAAGUUAAAUAGGGCUUUCAGCAUAAGAAGAGCAAGAUUAAAUUGUGAUUCCGAUACAACGCCGAAUACAACCCCCGAAGAAAGACGUAGAAGAGCGCAGUCCGAAAUUAAGACUGUCGCACAUGUGAACAAGCAGCAAAAUUAUCAUCGUAUUCGCACAAGUAGCGUCGGAGCGCACAGCAAAGAAUUAUCGAAGAAACCGGAGACAACGAAAUUCAGAGUACCAUCUAUAUCUAGAACCGAUACCGGAAGAUUUAGUAUGAGAGCUCUAAAACCGACUCAUCAUCCUCCUGGUAAUCAAAAAACGAAUCAGAAGUCAAGCAAAGAUCACAAGAAGCCGUCUGGCAGAAGUAAUUCCACUCUUACAUCCAAAGAAGUGGAGUUUCAGAAUUGGAAGAGGCGGAAAAGUUACGAUCCGAUGAAAGCAGCGGCUGAAGGAAGAAAGAAAUUAAUAGAUAGUACAAAAAAGCAUCAUAGUACUGAGGAUGGUUCCGGCAACCAUGAUGGUUCCGUGUUAAGAUCGGCAAGUUUUCAUGGCACGGGAGGUGCUCUCUCAUUAGCCAAUGAUUGGUCAGAUAAUGAAUUAAAUUAUUGUUAUGAGGACAAUCAAGUACCACCACCUAGUAGUCCACAAUUGGAGAGCGACAGUGAUUUAGAAACUUCGUCUUAUCUACAAACGACUCAGAAUGUUGUAUCCGCGAUGUCCGCUCGCAUGACGGGAUACCGUCCUCCACUUGUUUCCGAUAACGAGAGCGACGAAGACACGAGUCGUAGCCUACAUCAGAAUAUAUCGAAAGGAUUACGCCAUCCGAGCGAUACGGAGAGCAGCGAUGAACAGCAUCCUAUGCCACAAUCUCCAAUCUCCAGUACUAAAUACAGCAAAGAAUUUAAUUUGCCUAAAGCAAAGUUGGAUCUGCAACGAACAAAACCUAUGUCUUCCAAUAUGAAUAAAGCGAAAAAUAUAUUGCAUGAUGCACAUAACAAGUCUGAAUCGCUUUCUAAUAUCAAUAGAACUGAUUCAGGACGACCUAAUACGCGAGUUAACAGAGGUUUGAGCAUGGGGCCUAAAACCAAACCAAAGGAACCAAAAAAGCCUUCAGCCUUGAAUGUUCGGGAAGUCGAGAUGCAAAAUUGGAAACGUCGCAAGAGCUACGAUCCCAUGAAAGCCGCUAUGGAAGGGCGGAGAAAAGCUGGCUUGGCGAAAAAAAAUGCAACUCUGUCACCGAGGACCCAUAGUGAUCGGUAAUCUAAAAAUAAUAUGGCAAACAAGCAAGUGUCACGUAGCAAGAUCACAGAGUUUUCAUGGAUCAGUAGGAUUAGCAGUCAGCGAUUGGAGCGACGAAGAACCAGUCAUAUCCGCAGAUGAAGGUCCACUUUACUAGAAUUAUUUCAGAGUCUGGUGAGUAACACGAAAACCGAGCACAUACGUGAAAAUGAAAUAAAGCCAAUUACAAAAAUUCUUAUAUAAAAAUUAGGCAAAAAUGAGCGAAUUUUACAAGAUAUUAUAGGAACUAAGCACUCCUAUAUCUAAAUAUAAAUAUAUUGAAAAGGAUUGUGUGUGGUUGAUAACUCUAACUAAAGAAACUUUUCUAUAUUAUUAAUUCGUGAGCUGUCAAUUGCCCAUACAAUUGCUAAAUCCUGAUUUACAAAAAUGCGCUUCCUAAAAGUGAUACUUAAAAAUUAUAUGAUGAAAAAUUAUAUUACAAUAUUAGCAUUGAAACGUCCAAUUGUUUGUGAUUAAUUUGUACAAGAUGUCUUUUCUUCUUAAAUCAUUUUGUACUUUUUGUUAUGUAAAAUUUAAAAUAUUGCCUAAGUAUAGAGAAUAUUUUAUGUGUACAAUAAUAUCUAAAAAAAAAAGAAUAUGAAUAAAAUGAUGUGUUAAUUAUCAAGCAAGAAUAAUACGGUAUUCAAUUUAUAAUAAGGAGUGCUACAUACAAAGAAAUAUACAUAUGUGUGUCAUUGGUUUUUUUAUUAUGAUUGGACCAAUUGUGUAGCGUUCAAUGUACAAAUCUUUUUAUCUAUGUAAACGUAUUUUGUUUCACGUUGGUGCAGGCUAAUUAUGAUAUAUUAUUCAUUUGAAUAAUAAUUUAUAUAAAGCGUAUUUUCUCGUUAAGAGAAAGAGCGAACGCGCGAGAAAAUUUUAGAUUUAUCUGUCUUUCUUUGUCAUGAUCGAAUUGUGUACGUUACAUUGUAUGUUAUAACGAAAUACGAACUUACAUUGAUAUUCUAGAUUUUUUUCUGCAAAUAUAACUGUUAACAUAGAAAGAACGAUGUGCUACGCUCUCUCCCAAAGCGCGCUCUCUUCCAAUGAAUUAUAGUAAAUAUUUUUUCUCUACGAUAUAAUUUAAUGUGAUCAUAAAGGGCUUUACAAUGAUCUUAAUUAUUAAGGUGUGUGUAUGUAUAUACAUACAUAUAUAUAUAUAUAUAUAUAUAUAUAUAUAUAUCACUGUCGAUCGAUUUUAUUGUACAUUCUUUUCCUCGAUUUUACUUAAGAACUAACAGGAUAUGUUUUUCAAUUUGAUUUGAAAACAUUGAAUUGUUUCUAUAAUAUACUCGACCAGGUAAUAUUAAAUGACACUGACAUAACAUAAGACGUAUUUUAUACAUAAGUACUUGUUCACAAAGGAUUGUAUCACUUGUUCAUCAUACAUGCUUGUUGUUUCAAUAUAAAUUUAAUGAAAAUUUUAUCUGAAUUUCCUGGAGAAUUUCGUAAAAUUUAUACAAAUUUGUUGUGCAUAUCGCAAGCAUUAUGAUAAAGAAUUAUAUAGGGAGUUAAUGCUCCCUUUAUUGCAUAAUUUUUAAAAGAUUAUUUCAGUAUACUAUUUUUGCAUUUUCUUUAAAAUAUUUAACAUAAAAAAAAAUUUAAAUUGAGAAAUUUAUCUAUUUUUUUAUUGUUUUAAUUCACAGUUCAUUGAUUUAUGUUUCUCAAACUAUGGAAUUGUGCAAUAAAGGUCGUAGAAGAAUGUGAUAUUAUGACAGGAUUAGAAAAUUAUUGUGUUAAAUAUGUAGUAAUGCGGAUUUCUUUGUUAAAAAUUAAUAGACAAUUGUAUAAUAGUUUCUCUAAUUAAUUUUCUAUUAUACAUUUGGUUCUAAAAAUGUUCAAUUCUGUAAUAUUAUUUAAAGUUUGUUAAUAAUGUUACGAAGAUUAUAGAAAUUAUGGUGUGCUUCUAUUAUUAUUAUUCUAAUAUUUUUAAAUUAUUCAAUUAAUUAUUUAGAUUAAAAUUAUUUUAAAAAUUGUGUCUUUGAAAUGCAUCCUGCAUUUUAUGAAACUGACAUUUGAUAGAAUUUAUUAUGUUUUGCACAAUUACAUGCCGCGUAUAUUGGAAGUUAAUCCUUCUUGUCUUUUUUUAUGAACUUAUACGUGUAAUUGAAAUUUCUUGCAAACGUACAAAUUUCUCGUGGCGCACUUAAGUAUUUAUUUCGCGUUCUUGUUCUUUCUUUGAAAAGAAAUGGGCUUCCAAUGUGCACACAAAAACAGAAACCAUUACAUUUUCAAGAUAGAUACAUUAAAAUACAUGAGACGAUAUAUUACUUUAUUUUUAUUUUGUAACUGGAAAUAUGAGGAUUAUUGAGGCAAAGUAGAUAUUUUCAAUUGUGAAUUUAUUUUUCUUGAAAAAUGUAAUUUCAUUUAACACAAAGAAAUCUCAAUUAUUUCUGAUACCUGUUGCUCAAUCCUCACCUUUCCAGAUCAAUUUAAUAAAUUUUUUAGCCGAUUAUUAAUCGAAUUUUAGUUUUCUUAUCAUUAAUGAUGCUGUAUAUCAAAAUGUUUUAUAUUAUUACGAUCUGAAUCGUUUUAUCUCUAUGCUGUAACACAUAAUUGUUGUAGUGUAUAAGAUAUAUGUAUUUCACAUCUUGUUUUGUCACAUAAAAAGAGAAACGAGUGCAUAUAUGCAAUAACAAUGCGAUAUAUUUUUGUAUAUUCAGAGCCUACAGCAGUAAGCGCGUGUUAAGUUCCAAUUCUACAAUUAAUUAACUUUUAUUAGAAUAUGUAUACACAAUUCUUUUACAGAAUGUUAUAUAUGAUAAUGAAAUAUAGCAUCUAUGAUAUAAAACAUUAUUGUAAAAUAUAUUUAAUUCCUGAAAAA